UUGAAGAAUUUUACCCCAAACAGCGGGCAGCGUCGAAGGCCUGUAAACUCCUAUAAGUAGGAGCCAUUUUCUUGUCCAAUUCGUGUGAUUGCCCUCUAAAGAAAUGGAGGAAUACUUGCAAAAUCUUCGGAGUUUGAGGUCUCAGAUGAACGAUAUUGAGGAGGUGGCCGCUAAGAAGUCAGUGGAAGAGCAGAGGCAGAAGACAGCAAUUGAGGCAUUGGAGAAGGAUCUUUUCUCAGUUGCAUCAGAAACUACACGUAUAAGUACCGAGUCUGAGGACCUAGAGAAAGAAAAAGCUCAGAUUUGCCAACAGAUUUUUGAGAAACAGAAGAAGAUAUCCUCCUUCGAAAACGAAACAUCUACCCUUUCACAGCCCGCACUAAGAACUUUGGAUAUGGAAGCUUUGCUAGAGGAACAUAAGGCUCUACUGGCUGACGAAUCUGGGGAACUGGAAUACCUGAAGUCGUUAGAAGAUCAGAUAAAGCAAGUGAAGGUGUAUAUCAUCCUCCUCUCAUCUUUUUCACCUAGAACAAUGCCAUAA
Molecule: messenger RNA, 541 nt
Organism: Phalaenopsis equestris
Lineage: Eukaryota; Viridiplantae; Streptophyta; Magnoliopsida; Asparagales; Orchidaceae
Product: intracellular protein transport protein USO1
Source: RefSeq, a predicted model, not a curated record